Molecule: messenger RNA, 1290 nt
Organism: Pyrus x bretschneideri (Chinese white pear)
Lineage: Eukaryota; Viridiplantae; Streptophyta; Magnoliopsida; Rosales; Rosaceae
Product: disease resistance protein Roq1-like
Exons: 2
Coding region: 1-1290 (429 amino acids)
Biological process (GO): signal transduction; defense response
Molecular function (GO): ADP binding
Source: RefSeq, a predicted model, not a curated record
AUGAAUACCAGCAGCCUCGCCCUUGCAACCGCCGCCGCCGGUUCGUCUUCCUCUCGGCGUUCAAGCUGCUGGAAGUACGACGUGUUCCUGAGCUUUAGAGGCGAGGACACACGCACUAGGUUCACAGACCACCUCUCCAUUGCGUUACGCAGUGCCGGAAUCACCACGGUCAUAGACUACAAGCUCAAAAAGGGGGAGAAUAUACAGAGAGAAAUUGACCGACAAAUCGAAGGAUCGAGGAUCGCGGUCGUCGUCUUCUCAAAGAGUUACGCGGAGUCCCGAUGGUGCCUGAGGGAGCUGUCGAUGAUCAUGAGGUGCCGAGAAGAUCAAGAGGGGAAAGUAGUCUAUCCUAUAUUCUACGACGUUGACCCUUCGAAAGUGAGGAAACAGAGUGGUAGUAUUGGGGAAGCAUUUCAGAAGCAUGAAAGGGAUGAAGACCCAAAUGAGGUCGAGCAGUGGAGAAAGGAUCUUAAGGCUUCUGCAGAUUUGGUUGGCCGGAAUCUUGAAACCACUGCGGACAGGCGUGAAGGAGAAUUUAUCCAGAAAGUUGUUGGGGACAUCAACGGACUACUAAAAACCAGCGACUUAAAAGAAGCCAAGCACUCAGUUGGUAUAGCUUUUCGCGUGGAAGAAUUCAGUAUUAAAUACUUAGAUGUUGGAGGUUCACAUGAUGUUCAAAUAAUUGGAAUUUGGGGUAUGGGCGGCAUAGGUAAAACAACGCUUGCUAGAACCAUUUAUAGCACAUACCAUCAUAGUUUCCAUGGUCAAUGUUACCUUGAGGAGGUGAGGAGUAAAAAGAAAAAUAUGGUUAGUCUGCAAGAACAACUUCUUCGAGAUAUUUUGAAAUGGCCUGACAUUAAAAUAAGUAGUGUUGCCGAAGGGACCAAGGAGAUAGAGAAAAGACUUGGAAGCAUGAAGGUACUCAUCGUAGUUGAUGACAUAGAUGAUGCGGACCAAUUAGAUGAAUUGGCGAUAGAACAUGACUCGUUUGGUCCAGGAAGUAGGAUUAUUUUAAUAGCAAGAGAUGAACAAGUGCUGAAUAUACAGAAGGUGCAAAAAAAAUAUAAGGCACAAACGAUGACGGAUGAAGAAGCUCUUGAGCUCCUUAGUUGGCAUGCGUUUGGAAAUCAUUGUCCUGAUAAAGAAUAUAUUGAACUUGCAAGAGGUGUUGUUGAUUAUUGUGGAGGAUUGCCGCUAGCUCUUAAAGUCGUAGGCCGUUUGUUGGCUACGAAAAAGAGUAAAAGCAUAUGGAAAAGUACAUUGGAUAAAUUGAGAAAUAGUUCCACAUGA